This is a messenger RNA of Acanthochromis polyacanthus (spiny chromis), 5389 nucleotides long. It is a transcript of the gene chrna2b, whose product is annotated as cholinergic receptor, nicotinic, alpha 2b (neuronal). Gene Ontology annotation, molecular function: transmembrane signaling receptor activity; acetylcholine-gated monoatomic cation-selective channel activity. NCBI's taxonomy places the organism in Eukaryota, Metazoa, Chordata, Actinopteri, Pomacentridae. Gene Ontology annotation, biological process: signal transduction; chemical synaptic transmission; nervous system process. Gene Ontology annotation, cellular component: neuron projection; synapse; postsynaptic membrane. Bases 636 to 2300 code for a protein of 554 amino acids. The record is from RefSeq and is a predicted model, not a curated record. The transcript has 6 exons.
UAAAGACGGAAGCGCUCAGAUGUGUCCUGUCUCACUGGGGUGGAUAGUGUCGUAAUGGGGAUUUAAAACGCCAAAGUUUCUAAUUCAGUCGUUCCUUAGCUUUAGAAAUUACUAAUUUCAAAAUUAACAUGGGAAACAGUCAGAGGUCAGACCACCGAGGACGCUAAUUCUUUUGGCACCGUGCGUAAAAGCGCACAGUCGUUUGGGUACGGCGCAGAAGCAACCUGGACUAUUUUCCGUGACUUUAUUUCUUCUGCUCAGAUAUGUAGGCUGCAGGCAGUUUUAUAAACUGGUACUUAAAUGAGCAAUUAUACCAGAGGUAAGACAACACCGACAGAUGGAUAGCUCUCCGGCUCACUGCGCGGAAACCGAAGGUCCGGUGCUCUCAUCCGGUGCGAGCAGCGCUAACUGCGAGCAGAAGGAGCUUUAGGGAAGCCACUGGUGCUGUCACUGUCACCGUCACCCCCCGCCCACAGACAGAGCGGCAGUUAUUGUGACAGCAGUGGCGAAUUUGCCCUGAUAUGCCUCCCAGCUGCGAAGAUGACAGAUGUUGCUCACCCGUCGCGGCUUCAAGAUAACGUUGUGACGGUGGACGUAACCUGCUCCGGUGAAGCUUUUCACUUCCAGUGUGCAACAUGGGAUACAACCACCUGUUCUCUGUGGGGACGGCAAUUUCCUGGGCGCUGCUCUUCACUCAGUCAGUUUUUUGUCAUGAGAAGACCCACUCCCACGCUGAAGAUGAGCUCUUCAAGACGCUGUUUGCUGGUUACAACAAGUGGUCCAGACCCGUGCCCAACAUCUCCGACGUGGUCAUCGUCAAGUUUGGACUCUCCAUAGCACAGCUCAUAGACGUGGAUGAGAAGAACCAGAUGAUGACGACCAACGUGUGGCUCAAACAGGAGUGGAAUGAUUACAAGCUUCGCUGGAGACCGUCUGACUACGACAAUGUGACGUCCAUCAGAGUGCCGUCGGAGCUCAUUUGGGUUCCAGACAUCGUCCUCUAUAACAAUGCUGAUGGUGAAUUCGCUGUGACCCACAUGACCAAAGCUCACCUCUUCCACACUGGUAAAAUCCGCUGGGUCCCACCUGCCAUCUACAAGAGCUCCUGCAGCAUUGACGUCACCUUCUUCCCCUUCGAUCAGCAGAACUGUAAGAUGAAAUUUGGCUCUUGGACCUACGACAAGGCCAAGAUCGACCUGGAGCGAAUUGAGAACACGGUGGACCUCAACAACUACUGGGAGAGUGGUGAAUGGGCCAUCAUCAACGCUGUGGGAACAUACAACACAAAGAAGUACGACUGCUGCCACGAGAUCUACCCAGACAUCACCUACUUCUUCAUCAUCCGCAGGCUUCCCUUGUUUUACACCAUCAACCUUAUCAUCCCCUGUCUGCUCAUCUCCUGUCUCACCGUUCUGGUUUUCUAUCUGCCCUCAGACUGCGGUGAGAAGAUCACUCUGUGCAUCUCUGUGCUGCUGUCUCUCACUGUCUUCCUCCUCCUCAUCACGGAGAUCAUACCCUCCACAUCCCUUGUCAUCCCCCUCAUCGGCGAGUACCUCCUCUUCACCAUGAUUUUUGUCACUCUGUCCAUCGUCAUCACCGUGUUUGUGCUCAACGUGCACCAUCGUUCUCCCAGCACUCAUAAGAUGCCCCGCUGGGUCCACUCUGUGUUCCUGGACUUGAUCCCACGCUGGCUGUUCAUGCGACGGCCGGCUCCGGAUGGCCGCCGUCGCAGGCUGUUGUUGCUCCAGCAGGAGGCGGCGGCGGAGCGGCGGCAGGCCCGGAUGGUCGGCCACAAAUCUGGCUUCAGCCUCAGCACCUCGGCCACCUGGCUAAGAGACGGGACGACGUUGGACGACCCGGAGAGAAGCUGUUACGAGGAUCUGGAGCUGGGAACGUUGACGUCUUAUUUCUCCUUCCGUCCUCCGUCGCCCAGACCUCCGGGGUCGACUCCCCCGCCUCAGCAAAAGACUCCGCAAAACAGUCAGAACCGACAGGAAGGGACUGCAGGGAUGAACAGACAGUUAACUGGAGCCAGAGUUAAUUCCACUCAGCGGCCGGCUAAAGUUGACAACACAGUGUCACAGUCGUUCCUGCUUUCACCCAGUGUCAUACGUGCACUGGAAGGGGUGCACUACAUAGCAGAUCACCUGAGGGCGGAGGACGCUGACUUCAGUGUGAAAGAGGACUGGAAGUAUGUCGCCAUGGUGAUUGACCGCAUCUUCCUGUGGAUGUUCAUUAUUGUGUGCCUGCUUGGGACUAUUGGCCUCUUCCUGCCCCCGUGGCUAGCUGGCAUGAUUUAAUGCUUGUGGGAAAAUAGAAAGAAAUUCGCACCCACCUCAACUCAAGUUUGCUGUUUGGCAUUUAAAGUGUAGCUGAACUUCAAAACUGGCAGCGUGACUCAAGUUUGUGUAACACAGUACAAUCCAUGUGGCCUCACAAAAAGCCACAGUCGCCAAGCCAAAAUUAUGACUAAUGAAGAGUGCAUUGCUACUUUUAGAUUCUUUAUUUUUUCUUUGUAGCAAGAGUGGCAAUUUUGUGUCAGGCUCAGCUAUCCAGACUGCACCUGUGCUCAGGUUGGGUUUGAUCUGAAUGCAAACAUUUACAGAUUGAGCAAGUUAACAAGGAAGUUAACAUCGAGUGGAUGUAACAUUUGGCAUGUUAGUGUGGCAGUAUGCUAACAUAUGUCACCAGUAGAGACAAACAAUCCCACUCACAUUCAUACCUACAAACAAUUUAGAAUCGCCAAUUAACCUGAGCAUGUUUUUGGACUGUGGGAGGAAGCUGGAUUACCUGGAGAAAACCACACACAGGGUAAACAUGCAAACUCCACACAGAAAGUUCCCAGGAUGGAUGGAUGUGAACCUGGGAUCUUCUAACUGCAAGUUGAAAGUGCUUUCCACCAGCCACUGUGCAGCCCCAGUAUGCUAACAUGUCAGGGUUGAUUAUUAUCUUUUUGGUGUGUUAGUUAGCAUAACAUGCCAGUUAGAUAUUUUUAACUAGUCCGUACAGAUUCUCACUCAUCCACAUUGAGGUAAUUCUAAGAGCUUCAGAAGAAGACAACUGGAUUUUUGUUUUUUGUUUUUGAAGUUGUCUUACCACAAAGCAGCAUUCAAGAGGCUUUUCAACUCUAUGUGACUGGUGGGGGGUUCCAGAUAUGUAAACUUACAAGAAUCUUUUCCAAAAACAGUCUAUCAGUACAUUUCAGACCCAGAAACAGACAAAAACAGGUUCAAUCUAAGUAAAAGAUAGCCAAACACAAGCCAAGCAAUGUUAUAGUUGCAAUUCAUUGCAGCAAGGAAUGCACAGACCCAUAUACAGUGUGACAACCCUCCACCCGGCCACCAUUUGUCUCUGUCUUUUCUUUUCCAGAGCUGAGGGAGCUUCAUCGGCUGAUUGAGCCACACCUGGGAUGCAAUGGCUCAGCUGCAUAAAACCUCCCUCAUUUACCCUUCAAGCUCUCUCUGAUAGGAGCUACUUUCUCCAAAAACACGAGCAGCAUGGUUUUUGGUUUCCGUUUGGGGUUCUUUCAUGCAUAGUUUGGGUUGUUUUGCGUUAAAAUGAAUCCAUUUUAUUCACCACACAGUUGUUUCCCUGUUUUGUUGCAGUUUUUGAGCCAAGCUGUAACAACAGGAGAAACUCAACAACUGCUUCACAUGUCUUAAAACAGGAGAGCAGCUCUUCAGGGCAAGGAAAGCUCCUUUGUGGGCAACAAAGUCCACAUGCUAGACCGAGAAGACAGAUGGUUUGAGAUAAAUCUAUAACACCACUUAUCAGGUACAUCUAAUGAAGUCUUGAAAGCUCUCACAGACAGUGUACUAAUAUUAUCACCUUGAGUCACCCUUCCAUAGGGAUUUCACAACUUUUCACACCUCAAGGCAUGUGAGUCAUGUAAGUUGGCGGUGAGAAUAUAUAUCUGGGACUCCCCACCAGUCAGUUAGACACGAAGAGGCCGUCCGUAAAAUGUUGGAACGUCUUAAAGAACCAAAAUGAAAAGUCAAGCUGCUUUCCAACUGAAACUUUUAGGACAGUGGUGCCAACGCUGGUGUGGGCUGAGGUGUUGCAUUGAAAUAGUUACUGUUUCUGUACUUUCAGAGAUUACCACUUAAAAAUCAGAAACCCAAUAAAUUACAUUUGUUAGUAGCAGUCUGAUUAGUGGUGACUGUGAUCUUGCUCCAAUACUGGGACAUCAGUGUUAUCCAGAUGUUAGCUCGUUGUAGGAGACCUGAACGGGGGAGAGACUCAGCAUGACUAGAAAUCUAAGGGUAGUUGUAUAACAUAUGACCAGCCCCUCCAAAAAAAACAAUUUUCUGCUCAGCCAAACUACAAAAUAUCCAACUAAUUGUGUCUUUUGUGCAGUGAAGCAUAAGUCUGUCUGGAAAUACACGUUUUUUAACCUUAUUUUGGAGCAAAGUUACCAAACUUCUAAAGUGUUUUUUUAUCAGAUUUGACUGGUGAAUCCAGACAGGCAGUUUUUAUGCGCUGGUAAACACUGAAAUUGCAGUUUUGGCUCUCUCCCCAUUCAUUUUAUUUAUGAUUCUGAUCUUGUUUCCCAAAAUAACUGCCAAGUUUCAAGACUUGCCCAUAAGGAUUUUGACUUUGAGGCUGGAUAGAAACAACUUUAGUGUAGCUUUACAUUUAUCUUUUCUACAUGUUGUUUGUUCUGGCUUAAUAAACCAAACACUGUAACUCGCAAACCAAGAACUUGGACUGCUAGAUUGAGAAGAUUCAUCUUCCUGACCUUAAUUCUGUCAAUGGACACCAGUAAAGCAUCUACUGUAGCUGACUGCACAUCCUUGUUUAAUGUUUUAAUAUUAAUAUUUGUUAUUUCUCCACUCCCAAAGGUUUUUUAUUUUGUCUUUUUCCACAUUAUAGAAAUGUGGGGUUGUGAAUAUGUUUUUGAAGACAGGACUCCUGGGUCCACACAGGCAGUUUUAGAGUUUAGUCAAAGCCAAAAGACGUUUCCCAUGUAGCUCAGCACUGGUCAGCGACAGAAGUUCUUUCAGAGGUCAUGAAAUGGAAUGUUGCACAAGUGGAACUUUAAGUCUGCUGGUGUCAGAAACUUAUCUGAGGGAUUCUGGAGCUGAAGAAGGUACCAAAUUCAUGAUGCUGUGAAAGACUCAGUGGCCAAAACCUCACCUAGCUGGAAAAACUGCAGCUGUGCCCUGUGCUUUGUGCCAGACUGAAAAGCUUCGACAGGUCUGGACAUCUGCUUUUGAUGGGAUGGCUUUUACCACGUUAUGGUAGAACACACUAACUGGAGUCAUUUAGUUUGGACAGAAGUUGCAUUUGUACAGGCUUUUCUUUCUGGCGAUGCUGCGGCGAUUACGCUUAUUUUUGAAUGAUUGUACGAUGUAAUAAAUAAAUCCCCUCAUGGAAAUACCUUUGAAAA